UGGAAGAGCCUUAAAACAGAACUGCAUCGUUACGCACAUAAUGCAAUGAGCUGAUAACUUCACGGUUUGUACGAUAAAGUGACGCUAACUUCUCGAUUGUGCCGGUGGCGGUAAAAUGCCGUAAAAACUGAAAUCUGCUCUAAGCGAUAAGGUUAUGUUUACUAUUUACGUCUGAUGUGCCUAUGGGUUAUGGUGUUUUUAUAGUUAUCUUACAUAGUUUGUGUCAUUAAAUGUUUUAACGUCAUCGAAUUUACUUCUGGAUUAGUAUUGUGAUCUGAUUAUUUUAUAUAUAGGUUACGUAGCCAUAAAAUUCUACAGAGAUAUAAUAAAUAUAUUUAAAACAGACCAUUAUUUUGAUGUAGUUAUAAGGCCGCAACAGGUUAAAACGGUUUUAUCAUUUCCCAUGGAUCCUUCGGAAAUAGAGUUUUUAGCUGAGCGUCAAAAUAUCAGCAUAAUUCCUAAAUUCACUAGUAACAAUAUAUUACAUUUAAUAUCAGGUGAUAUUGGACCAUUUAGAGCUGGUUUGCCAGUUGUUGUUCCUUUGUGGGUUGCUGUUAACUUGAGACAAAGACAAAAAUGUAGAAUAGUUCCACCUGAUUGGAUGAAUAUUGAAAGGCUGUUAGAAAAGAAAGAAGAAGAGAAAAGUUCAAGGUUGUUCACAAAGAUGCCUGAUGAACACUACAUGGAGGUGGCUCAUAUGCUGCUGUCUGUGGCGGGCGAUGACAUUGAGCGACCCGACGAGAUCAGGACUGCGGUGAAGGACUUGUGGGAUAUCCGGGUGUCCAAACUGCGUUCAUCGGUUGACACAUUUAUCAAGAGCCAUGGCCGCACGGCACGAGUCGACCAUCUGACCCAGUUGGAGAUAAACUCUGUACGCCCUCUGCUGCCUGACGCUCUCAACAUUGUACACGAUCUCCAAACGGAAGACGCAGAAGAUCAGACAUUCUAUGAGUCUUCGACGUUUAUUUCACAGCAGUGAGCAUGUUCUGUUACUCAAGACUUCCAUUCGAUGAUAAUGUAUAGUCACAUGAUUUCUCUUCUUCCACCCGAAGACCUUAUUCUGUGAAUGUUAUUUGCUGCUAUGGAAUGCUAUAGAGAAUAUCAGAGUAUUUGUGAUUAAAAAUGUUCAAAGAGGAAUCAAAAGUGAGUGGAGAUAUUUUGGGAUUCAAAGGCAAAUGUGGAACUUGAGGAAUUGGUGUAACUUGUUAAUUUCCAAAAUUAGAAGAAAUCCUUGAGGAUUUAUUCAUCUAAAGUACCUUUGUAUGAAUUGAGUUUUAGUCUAUUUGUGAGUAAUUAAUUAGAUGCACAGUUAUUUUCAAGGUAAAAUCUAUUCUAAAUAGUAACAAUUACACAUUUAUGUUACACAUAUAUAAAUGCUCUUUUAAUGAGGAACCCAAUCAUUCCUGAAUAUGUUUAUAGUUAUAAUUCUUGAAUAAGAAACAAAAUUGACUUCUACAUAAUGUAUAAUGUUUGUUCAUUUUUGUCUAAUAAAUAUAUUUUUAUACAGA
This is a messenger RNA of Homalodisca vitripennis (glassy-winged sharpshooter), 1508 nucleotides long. RefSeq names its product probable DNA replication complex GINS protein PSF2 (gene Psf2). Bases 404 to 979 code for a protein of 191 amino acids. Lineage: Eukaryota; Metazoa; Arthropoda; Insecta; Hemiptera; Cicadellidae. Gene Ontology annotation, biological process: double-strand break repair via break-induced replication; DNA replication. Gene Ontology annotation, cellular component: GINS complex; nucleus. The record is from RefSeq and is a predicted model, not a curated record. The transcript has 4 exons.